Molecule: messenger RNA, 28607 nt
Organism: Pocillopora meandrina
Lineage: Eukaryota; Metazoa; Cnidaria; Anthozoa; Scleractinia; Pocilloporidae
Source: the annotation of a GenBank genome assembly
AUGAAAAAGAGAAGGGCUGCAAUGGAGGUAAUUGAUGUACAGUAUAUUUCAUGAUCAGUGGUGAUGUAUUCAGCUGUUUAGGAAGAAGUAUGCAUUAAUUCCCAGAUAAUUCUGGAAAAAGUUUUCUUUCUAGUAACAUUUAGUAAAAUGUAGUUACAUCUCCAUUAUCUUUCAAAUACACAAACAGGCCACAAUUAUGUCAGAUACAGGCUCGUACAGAUCUGAUGCUGAGGAUACUCUACAGCGCACAGUGACUCCAGCUCGCAGCACAGACACGGUUAGUUUCUGUAGUUGUUACCCCUUGCCCAUGUCAAUAGAAAAUUUUUGAAAAUUUUAUAUUUGCUAUAGAAGAAAUUUGCUGAAAGUAUUAAAGUAAUGAUUUUCUUAUCCAUUCACUUUUCUAUUUUUUCUAAUAUCUAGCUUUCUUUUCCAUAUAAAUCAAUACUACUAUAGCAUGAGACUAUUGCACUGCGUUCAGGGUAUAGAUUAUCGACCAAAUGUGUUGUUAAGAUGGCAGGAAUAUCAAUUAAGUUUUUCUCCUCUAUUUUUGUGGCCAAUAUGAUGUCAAAGUGGGUAUCACCCUUAACAUGUAAGAUAGGUCCAUCUUGCUGGCUUGGACAGCCAAUCAGAACACAGGUUUCACUUUAUUUUGCCCACUUACAUACUUAGACAUAUCAUGAUAUUCCUUUUUGGAUCAUUUGUUAAUUAUAGCCUGUAAGACUAGUAACUGGGACAGAGGUAGAGACUCUUAGUCUAGCAGGAGAUACUAUGGUUGAGGUGAGCCUUUCAAAAAAAUUUAACAUGAAUUAUUUAAUUUAUGCAUGUAUAUUCCUUUAAUAAAUUUUAUCAGCAGUAAAAUGAGAAAAAUGCAUAAUGUUACCUCUACUAAUAAUUAUAUUGUUUGAAGUGCAAUUGUUUCUCACAUUACUUGGUCACUUUCUGAUCUGGAUUGAACAUUUUUAUUAUUGCAUACUGCUAGUCUUCUUUUACUGACAGUCUUGUAAAUUAUGAAUGAUGAAGUUAAAUAUCAGAGUUGUCCUUGGCUGCUUUUCACCUUCCUUCUGUUUCUUCCAUUCCUUUUAUCCUUCUCUAUGUUUACAAUUUUAAAAAAGGCAUUUACUGGGAAGGUUUUGCUUACAGUCCUUACAGGAUCUUGAAGAUGAUGGGGAUAUGUUACAGGACCUUCAGACAAGAAGGCAGCAGAGAAAAGAAGAGGUAAAAUUUUUGUUAAUAUUUGUAGGGCUGUGAGAGUGCAGUGUAUUUCGAGGAAAGCAAGUACAGGUCAUGAUGAUUCUCAAGAUGGUUGGAGUUUGCUAAUUAUAGCCUUAGUUUAUUAUUAACUGAAUUUGACUUUUAUUAGCAUAAAAGUGAACUUUUGAGAUUAGAGUAAAACCAAGCUUAAAUCUUAGUGAACAAUGUAAUAAUUUUUGUCCUUGAGGAGCGAAAACUUUGCAAGGAGUCAUGGACAUCAGUUGUUAUCUUCACACUGGAAUAUUUCUUUUAUUUCUUGUCCUACACUUAAAGCUGUAUUUCUAUCACUUUUUCAGCUUUCCAAUACCUUUGGUGGAGCAUGGGGAGAAGAAAGGACCGAUCCAGAAUCACUAUCUGCAGGUUGCCUCUUUUUCUAACUUUUACAAUUACAUAUAUAGUUGGUUCAUAAUUAGCCUAAUUACUUGGACUUCCUAUGGAAACACCAAACUUUUUAACUACCUUGUAGUUAUUGUAUAUCACCCAAAGAGGCACUACUGGCAUGUCUGUGUAGGUGCUGAUUAUCAAAAACUUUUAUAGAUGAAUGAUUAAAGGGGGUGCAUUUCUAAAGAAACUGUAGUGCUUUGACAAUGAAAGAGGUAUAACAUGAUAAUUUGAUUUUUAAGUUUCUUUGGUCUGCAACAUACAUGUAGAAUAUGAACAGUCAGUCAAAAAGGAAAACAAGAAUGCACACGUACAGCUGAUUGCUCAAAGGGAUGAUUUCCUUUUAAGGUUACAUGAAGUGUCGGAAACAUGGACAAGUUACCAUGUCCUGACUUAAUCAACCUCUAGUUGAUAAUCAUGUAACCUAAAGAAGAGGCUUUUUCUUUUCAAAGUUUGGAUAAUGUAUGUAAAUUGUAUAUUCAUUUUCUUUUUCCCCUUUCCUCAAUCAACACUCCUUGAUCAGUCUGUAUUGAUUAUUUUCAAAGGUCCCUCCAGGCUUAGUGAGCCAGGUCCUAAACUUCAGCAAAUGAUGGAUUCUGGCAAGUCCUCAAGUCUGAAUGCCUCCAUAAGAGAAAGGCUCAGAAGUAAAGUGCGAGGAAAGCAGGUAUUUCUUAAACACCACAUGCAGUACUAUUGGUAUGGGCAUGGCAAAGGAGAGACAUUAUCUACAGCUAAUCUACAUCGAUUUCCAAUUUCAGCCAAGCUUCAUUUAAAUGAUGCAUGAGCAGUGAAAGUCCACUGUAACACAAGUAUCCUAAAAAAAGUUCCAAUAAUCAUGUAAACAUGUAGGAAGGGUUUCCAAAUUUAUAUCAAUUUGAAUUAAUGCACAUGUCAUGUUUAGUGUUUAUUUACAACUUAAUAAAAUAAGAACUUUUCACCCAAAAAAGGGAAGGGGGCUAUUAGUGGAUAUCCACCACUAACCACUGGCACUGAGGUGAAUAGUUGCUUAGUAUACAUUGAAACAGUAGCUAAAGAUAAAUUAAAUAUAGCUCAAAGCGAUGUUCUUGACCCAUUUGUUCCUGCAAUGAUUUUAGUAUUUUUGGCACAAAUCUCACUUGAGUUACCUGUGGGUUAAUAGCAAUUGAUAUUUGGAGUUUGAGUAAAGAGUGCACCUUCAUAGCUAUCCACUCCAACUAGUUUUUCUUAUAUGUACAAAAUGAAUAAACAUAUUGACAGACACACCCAAAAUUGUAAUUCUCUGAAGUCUGGUUAUACCUCUUGUUUUAGGCAGUUCCCAGAUCUGGAGAUGGAGAGGUAAACUUGUCUAAUUACUCUAGAUUUAUAAAAAGAUCUGAAACACUGAAAUAAGGCAGAAAAGUUUAGUUGCAUAAGAGCAAGAACUUUUAUCUUUUAAACCCUUUAACAUCAAGAUCACAUUUGUAAUUCUCCCUACUGUCAACCAUACAAUUCUUAUAAUGUUAGUUCAGAGAAUCUAGUAUUGGAUCAACUAAGUAUCCCCAAAUUGAAUGAUGUUUUUUUUUAUUCUCAUCACUUAUCUGAUUGAUAUUGUAUUGAUGUUGUUAGGAGAAAUUCUGUCUUGGAUACUCAUGGGAGUUAAAGGGUCAAAGGCAGUUCUCAGCCAUUUUAAACUGAUUUGUUUUUAAUGAUAACAUUUCUUUUGGUGGAAUUUUUUCAGUCGUUUAAUAUAAAAUUACAUUCCUCCUUUUGUUUCCAUCAGGGCACACCAGAACGAAGACUGCGUGGCCUAAGGGACAGACCUCUACCAACAAGAUUUGAUGAUGCAGGGGUAAGGUGGUCUGAAGAAGAAGGUCCAUUUAGUCAAAUUGCUUAUUUUAUGAUGACAUGAAUUUCUAUGUUUUAACUUAAAUAUCAUGAAAUUUAUUAUUCAAACUAAUUUUUAGCAAAUCUUUACAUUAAUAUGGAUUUUCUCAUGAAGCAGGAAUCAAUUAAGUUAAAUGCAAAUUGCCAAUCAAAUGUGAGGAGUUGAGGUUGAAAUUUGUUUGGUUUAUAAUUCAAGGCAGUUGUAUGUUCCACAAAAUAAUAACUUAUUAAACAAUAUUGGGUGCAUUUUCUCUGAUUAUAUACUUUUAGUGUAUAGUGUUUGUAAGAAUAUUGUCAGUGUAACUUCUCCUUGUAUCAUAAAUUUAUUACUCUCUUUGGCAUACAAUCCUGAAUUCAUUGUGGUGUACAGUUUUUCCUAAUACAGUUUACAGACAGUAUAUGAAUAUUGCUUUAAUUUGUAUUAAUGAACAUACUUUUGAUGAUAUUGUGAUUUAAGAUUAAUGAUUGUGGUAUUGUCACUCUCCGUUCAGUCAUUGAUAUCAAGGCUUUCUUGCAGAGCCAGUCAUAUUAAUCACAAGACAAUCCCAUUUCAAGUAAAUGAAAUAUUUUCUCAAUGACUUUGAUUUCCCUUAGCUUUUACGUGAUGUUCCAGAAGAAGAUGACACAGAAGAUGCUGAACUUCAAGCAAGCAUAGCAAGUGCGAACAGGUGGAGAAAGAUGGCUGCACUGACAAGACAGAGAGCUGCAGAGGUAUUUACAUUAUUUUGCUACUUCCUAGUUAGUGUCUGGUAUUUUUGUUUUGAGCUGAGUCUUAACACUGAAUGACAGAAGAACCUGACCCUACACGGUACACAUUCGACAUGAAUAAAAUUUAAAAUUGACCCUCAAAGAGCUAAAUUUGAUGAUUGUAUAAUUUGCUUUUGAGACUGUUCAGGCAUGAAAAAUAUAGUGUUAGUAAAAUUUACAACUGAUGGAGCCAAAAGAAUAAUUCAUACCUCAAAAUGAAGUUAAUUAAUUGUUUGGGGUGCCAAUUUUAAAUUUUCAAAGGAACUGAGUUACAGAGAUGUGAUGCCCACUCUUCCCAGUUUUCAAAUACAUUCAUAGUGGUGGUAUUAAGAGUUUCUCACAAAUGGUAUCUUAAAAGGGGUAAGAGUUUUGAACUCGGGGCCAAGUAACUGCAAAUAAGCACAAUACAGGAUGCCCCCUGCUUAAGAAGUUGCAAUAUUUAUUCAGCUUUUCGACAUAUUUAGAAGUUAAACCCCUUAUUUGAAUGUAUACUUUAGAAUCUGAUGUAAUAGUGUAAGGGAAUUUUAAGUCAAAAUGAAUUAAAUAUUCUUUGAUUAGUAUUUUCCAUCAUUCCAGAUAAAUCAGCAUUCCUUAAAUGUGGGAAAUUAUGAAUCUAACUAAUUUGAAAUAGUUUUUCAAUUACAACAUGCACACUUGAUAUUUAUAUUGUAAGUGUGGUUUUACUGCACUUUUGUCAGGGUAUUCCCACAGAAGAAGAAGCAUUCAAUUUUUUUGUGGGAAAAGAGACAAUGGACCAAGACAAGAAAGGAGCAGAAGACACUGAAGAAGAACCUGAGGUAAUAUAAUUAUUUGCAGUGCAUCAGAUCACCCAUUCUAGUUAUUAAUACUUUGGGCAUUUUGCUAUGAUAGUUCUGCAGAAUGGAGUUUAUAAUUAAGUUGUUCACACAUUUGAUUAAUGAAUAAUUGUUAAGUAUACAAAGUACUAAUUCAAAAAUUGAUUGUCUUAGGAACCAACUGAACAACCACUAAGAGAAAAUGAACUCUUGACAUUCUGGGGCAAGCCUCCCUAUAAACCACUGGCAAAACAACUAGAGGAUGAGAUGAAGCUUUACAAUAUACCCAGUAUGAGAUCUGGUAAGAUCCUAUACUGCUCUUGUAAAGAUGUUGUAAAAAAAAUACAUGUUGUGCAUUUUAACUUAACACCUAUAGAGUUGUGAUGUUGCAUGACAUUGUAUUUCAUUAAUGAAGUCUAAUGCCAUCACCAUUGGACUGUGUAGUAAUUAAGUUUGUUACAAUGCAUGUAAGUUGUUUUGCUUGCAUAGUAGAUCCAGAGAAGACAGUUUUCAGUUUCAAAACAACCAGUUUAUUUCAUACAGUUAAAUCAUUCCUACAUAAGAUCCAGGAUAUUUGCCCCAAUAGGUGUGCACCCUCACACCUCGAAUUACAGAUAAACAGUUCCUAUUGUAACAAAAGAGAAUACAUAAUUUAAUGGUGCAGUGGAAGAGUGCCCAGCCCCUACUCCCCCAACAAAUCCUAAUCUUAGAAUCAGGUGUAAGGUGACUUUUUUGGUUCACUUGUCAUCCUUUCCUGAAGGAGUUUUUCUCAAGGUUUUUGUCCCUACGUAAAAACUUACUCUCUAACUAAUGUUUUGAGUAGUAGAUAGCAGAUAAGAAGAGAUACCUAGUGGAUUUAAGUUUAUUAAAUCUGAUCUGUUUUUAAUCCAGAUUUAUUUUCAUACGUGCCCAUGCUAUGUCAUCAUGUUAAGUGUAAAUCAUUUCCUUAAAACUGGCAAAGAACUGUUUUAUAACCUACAAGAAACUACGUUGAGUUGUACUCCUUUUUCAGUUCCAUUGGAUGAAAAAGUGCCUGAAGGUGCUGAGCCUCGAUUUUGGGAAGAAGAAGGUUUCUAUGUGGGCAAACCACCACAAGUUUCUCCUGCCAAUUUGAACAUCAUGGAAAACAGGAUGAAGGAGGGUAAUCAGACCCAAUGGUUUGGAGAAGAUGGCCAACUAAAGAGGUUAUCCUCACCCCUAAAGGAAAAACCAACCAGGCCCCCAGUUAUAAACUUUGAGGAGAUUGAUCCUCUGUUACAAACAGAAUGGAUAAAGGUAUGAUUUUGUAAAAGUAUAACUCUAAUUUUAAAACAUUAAGUUCUUCUUAACUGAGCAUGAGGGCGGUACUAGAGGAUAUUGGCCUGAGGUGUGAGGUCUGUACAAAAACAUCAUAUUUCCCAGUGCAUGUUGAGGAAGCAAGGUUGGUAAGUAAUUUAUUACACAGCACUUGGACUAAACUUGUUUAUUUUUAAUUUGUAUCAAAAUGGUCUGUAUGGCAAAAUCCUGACCAAAACCAAUCAGAAUUGCAAUGAGAAGGUCUGAGGUUCAAUUCCUUAUGGGAACACAAAGUUUUUUCUUCAUCCCACACUCGUGACAAGAUGAAAAACAUCUUUCCUCCAAGGUCUUGCAUGUUGCUUGUCAAAAAAAUUUAGUUGCCUGUGGCUGUGCUAUGUUUUGGGUCAGAGUCUUUUCUUAUCUCCUUUGUUUAGGCCCAAGUGGAACCAUUUGAUGGUAGAUUCAUAGGCUUAACAGGUAAGAUUAAGAACUUGGUUUUGUAUGUAUUUCUGCAUACAUUGAAUGGCUUUUUCUGCUUCACUAUUUUUGUGCUCUGGAGGUUUUAGUUGUAUUGUGUUUUGCUGGACCUCUCAUUCUUUUUCUUAUGUAGAGGAAAUUUAUUCAGAUUGACUGGUUUGAAUUUGAUCUGGUUUGGUUUAAUUAAUUUAUUUUAAAACACAUGACUGGGAGAAGGUCAUGUUUUGUUGGAGCAAGCAUUUCUUUUUGUUUUGUUGGAGUAGGCAUUUCUCCAUUUCCUCUUUAUUCAGCCUUGAUCCUGUUUUUGAGAAUCUAGGAUUAAAGAAUUUAGUUUUGUGGGUUUUUCAACUAGCAUUUUAGUCUUAAGGUAAUUUACAUUUUAUGUGGUUACUAUUAUUUAUUAAUCAUUCAUAAAUAUAUGGGUGAAGAACAUGAGUUUUUCUUUAUUUUCAUAGACGAGGGAGAUGCUCAAUAUCAGCUUGAUGUUGAUUUAUCCACUCUGACUUUCACCCAUCAUCCAUUGUUCAGCAAAGAACAUGUCUUAGCCUCCAGACUGCAACAGAACUAUAAACAGUAUACAGAGAGAAGGAGAAAAGCUCUUUCCUUACACUAUUCUGACAAGGUGUUGUUCAUGUUAACAAUUGCAUACAAAUAUGAUUAACAUGCUUCUUUUGACUGCUUUGUUUUUCAACCCGUUACACUCUAUACAUUUCCUAUGGUGCUGUCAAGAAAUAUUUGUUUAUUAUUGCUUUCUCAACCAGUAGUCUGUCUUUCAACUAGUUUUUUUUAUGAUGAAGUAAGAACUCCACAUUGUAGGUGAGGGUAGUCCUGUAGAAGGACUGUUUUGAGCAACCUUGUGACCAGGAUCCUGUCUCUUCCUCCCUCAAGUAAGGACACUGGGAAUGAGGUUAUGCUUUGACAUGCACUGUCAAUUAUGUUUUGGGUGAAUUUGACUUAGGUGGUUGAAAUGUCAUCCUAUGUCACAGGACUCCCCUCACCAAGAUGCUUACAGAAUACGGUCUGUUUUUUCAAACCAGUUCCUGAAAAACUGAUUUUACACUUUGCCUUAAUAUUGAUACUUUUCCUUUCAGCUGACAGCAUUAAAGAUUGCGCUUCAUCAGCUUCAAGAAAAUGCAGAAAAAGUGGUAAGGUUGCCGUUAGUCUAAUUUUAUACAAUCUCAAGUGUGGUACUUUAACCUCCUAAAUAUGCUUGACAUUUUCAACUCAGACAGCUUGAUAAUAAUUGUUCUGUCUGCAGUGACAUUAAACCUUAGCUGUGACAUUUGAAUGAUUUUAUGAAUUCUUUAAAUCACACAGGGAAAAGGAAAAACAAGGGCAAUAUCAAUAUCAGAUACAAACAAAAGAAUAAAAGAGUACAAAAAUCAAAUCAGGUUUGAGAGAAUUUUUUUUUUUUUACUAACAUGAUUUUUUUAUAUAAAAGCAAAGGGUGCCAUAUACUUUCUGCACCUUUCAACGUAGACAUAAAAUUUUGACAGACUGCACUGUUUUGAUAUUUUAACGGGUAAUGUAAUCUUUUGGAAAUAGCCUUAAACUGUACUUAAAAAGUCUUGCGUGGAGCCCACCAGUUUGAAUAUUGCUCAGCAAACCUGCCACCUAAUUGUAUUGCAACAAAGUUCCAUUUUUCUCUCUCUCAACUUUUGACAAUUUUUUUGAACAAAUGAGAACAAUGGUAACCAGAGAGCACUUCCUUGCAAGUUCAAUUGUGGGAUAUCAUGCACGUGGGACCAGGUUUCUGACUUUUAUCCAAACUAGCGGUCUCCAAAGUUGAAUUUUAAACACAAAGAAAAUUUUGGAACUCCUAGUUUGCUCUUUGGAAUAUCAUAAUUACAUGGUUACUCAAGCGUUCUUCUCAUUUGAAGUUUUAUCACUCAUAAAAAUAUGCAGCCUCUUAGAGGAGGACCCUGACAAAAAAUUUAGCUUAAAAAAAUGCAGUUGUUAAUUCAUCUUGUUUUGGAGAAGACAGCUCUCUCCUUCUCUUCGGUGGGUCUUCAAUAACAGUCCACUGUAGUGUAGUUGAGCACUCGCUCUUAUUUUAUUGUUUGUGCCAUUUUACUUAGAGGAUGUGGAGUGUAAUAAUGAGGAAUCACCAUCACUGAUAUAUGAAUCACCAUGACCACUGAACCCGUGAUGUCAAAUGUUUCUUUUUUUAAAUUAAUUGUUGAUUUUCAUUUGCAUUUUUUAACAGACAAACAAGGAAACUAAGAGAUGCAGAGGACCACAGCGAUAGAAUUUUACUUAAGAACAUGUUAAGGUAAGUUGGGAUGUUUUUGUCUGAUACUGAUGUCUGAACUUAAGAAUAUUUUGUUAAGUGUUAUUAAUGCUGUAGAUAAGUAUUUUUUUACCAUUUCUUAUUCUUUGUUUGUGUUAGGUGUUGGCGUGAAAUUAAGACUCUUAGAGAAUACCAGGGUUAUGUGAACACGCAGUUAAAGCUGACGAUAAAAAGGUAUUGAAAUUGUUUGACAUUGUUUAGAAUACAUAUUGUACAUACCUCUUACUAACUGAGCUCAAGUCCGUAAACAGGUUUGGGAAACAAUUCUGGUUACACACAGGUCGUCCUCGGACUGAUGCACGUGAAAAGCUGAAAAAGUCAGUUUACACAAAGAAAACAAGAUAUUCAAACUCUUACUUACUCAUAGAAAAUGAAGGAAAACUGGCGGUUGAUAACGAGACUUUAGCAACUAAAAUGGCCAGUAGAGUGAAGCCCUUCAAAUUAACUAAUCACAGCACGCUUAGCAACUGAGUGAUGUACCAGUUGAAGUUUGUGUACAAACUCUAAAAGAUAAUCAAUUUGUUUAGCUGUAAAUCGCAUCUGUCUACAGCUUCACUGUCAAGAGCAUUUUCUACAUUUUCUCGUCAAAUAAGAAUGGUAACAACACAACGUAACAACUUAGGGCUCUAAUGUCAUACAGUACAACGCCGCACUAAACGUACACCAAACUACACCAUUUUAGAAGAUUUUUGGGUUAACGCUCUCACUAAAACCUGAAACUCUUGGCCAAAAAUGACGUAAAUAACUGAAAAGAAAAAUUUUUAAUCUUUCUUCGAAAGGCACUAACUCUAAUAAAACAUUCUGACUCGUGGGUUUCUGUAUUCUUUUCGUAGAGAGGAAACAAGUAAAGAUGAGGAUCAAGCAUCGUUUGAGGAAGAAUUAGCUGAGGAACUACAAGAAAAAAGGUUCGGACGACUUUCACUAGAAGAAUAUUAAUUAAUUCGUAUUUCUUGAUUGAUAUUUUCUUGAUGUUACAAUUUUUAAUGAAGUGAAUUUCAUUUAAAAAUUUUUAUCACAAUCCUAUAAGGGAAAGAUGAACCAUUAAAAUUUGCCUCGCUCCCAACAUGUGGCAUCUUAACUCAGUUGGUAAUAGCGCCUCACUAAUACCCAGGGACGCGCGGAAUUAGGGCACAGGUCCGAAUCCCAUCAGUCCACGCGAGGAUCAUUUCUUUACUUGCUUGUCUUUUUAUGUGCCUCACCAUGAUGAAAACCGCAACCUUUUUUGCUGACAAUCUUACGUUUUUUCCACACAAGCGCCGAUCGUUUUGUUACUAUGGCGACUAAAUUUGUAGCAUUAGUCGCCAAUCUGGCGAACUGCAUGUGUUCGACGGUGAUAUAGCAAAUUAUGGUUUUCUUCAUACAUACUGAGAUUUAAAAGUCUGUGUAGAAUUCGUACGAAAAUACACAACCAACCAAUCAGAAAAGCGAACGACUGAGAAAAUACAUCAUUCGUCCAAUCAGAGACACGAAGAUAGUGCUUCACAGAGGAGGGUAACAAGCGCGAAGCUUUCAAUUAAAACAAAAUGGAAGAAGACGAAUCAAGAUUUGCUAUCCUUGAAGGACCAAUAGAUGACUUCAUAGAUGAACGAGAAAACAAAAAACACUAGAGCAAAGACCGCGAUGCCAUUUAUAAAUUGAAUGAAUUUGAUUUGGCGGUGUUUAUAAUAAAAUUUGCUCUCGCACCUGAAUGGCUUCCCAGCUUUGAAAUGCGUCGGUCAGUACGAAAAAAUCUUAGUAUGUACAAAAUAAAAACAUUAUACCAUAGAAAGUGCUAAACGAUUUUUAUACUGUCAUUGCGAUGCAUCAAAAAACUCACUUUUUCACAACUAUGAAAAUCCCAUGGAAUAAUCUCUAUUUACAUCUUAUGCUUCACACCAAAGCUCAUGUUUAAAAGUUGUUUUGUUUUUUUUUUUUCUUCAUAGAAACUAUUUAACUGAAUAUUUUUGACUUGAAUGUAGCACAUUGGAAAUGCAAGUUAGCAAGUACUUGAAUCCAAUGGAAAAUCAAGUUUUUCAGUUCUCUGUUUAUAAUUUUCAUUCAAUGAAAACCAGUUUAACAAAACAUGUUUUGCUGGUGUGAAUGGGGUAUUAGUUUUACUGGUCUCAUCUUUCGUCGUUUUCCUUUAUGAAACUUUGCGUUCUCCUCUUCAGUUGCUCUAAUAUUAAGUUUUAAAAUGUUGCAUGAAUCUCUAAAAACGGAUAUCAAACAUGCUGCUUAAUACAAGACUAGCGGUGUGGUUUGGCUCUCGUGUGGUAUUGUGUGAAGUGUUACUUUUUUCAUUUGGUGACCAUUUUAUUAUUUUAAUUCGCCAAAUGGCGACUUUGAAAAAACUUGUACUCGAAGAACCGGACGAAAGGGAGGGGUGACAACAGAGGCUCAUGGCGAGGCUGCUAAGAGGGGAGAUCAGCAAGGGUGGGAUAUUCCCUCAAUACAACACAACUUUUUGUACCCAACCGGUUUACAAUCCUCCUCCUCCUGCGACUUUAACAGUAACUCCUUGGAGAUGUAAAUUAAUUCCCUCAGGAAAUUCUAUCAAUUUCAUUUAAUUAUUUUUACCCAGUUUUGCUUAGAUUUGAAAAGAAGUACAUAUUGUAACUGAAUUAUUUCUUUGCUUAGGGAGGAGUUUGAUGAAGAAUAUCGAAGCAAACAAGAGGAGUACGAGGAGGAAUUAAGAGAGUGGAAAAAAGAAGCAAAGAGAAGGGUACAUGAUGUCUCAUUGUUACCCACUUUAGCCACUGAUUCCCAAAGGCCCGGCCAAACGCGCGCAACAUUUCAACUUGACAUCUUGCGAUAUAUUUCGCUCGCAACGUGUUGCACAAGUUUGGCUUUCCUUUAGCAACAUGUUGCAAGAUGUUGGAUCAAGUUUGAAAAUGGUCAAAUUUUUGUUGCCACAUUUUUGAAUGUUGCAAGAUGCUGUGUGCGUUUGGCCAGUACCUUCACAGUAUCUCACAACAUGUUCCAACAAUGUUGCAAGAUGUUGCGUGUGUUUAACCAGGCCCUAACGUAUGCAUCUUUGUAACGAGUAAAGGUAGAGUCUGCACGGGGGCUCGGUGGCUGGGACUCGUUUUUCACAACACAUAUUUGACUAUGAUCAUUGCCAUUCCCGCCCCCACCCCCCUGGAUAAAAUGCUGGUCCAUCGCUAGUUAACUAUAGUGAUUGGUCCACUUUUCCCCUUAGUUAUCGUAGUUAUAGGGAGGUGCAGCGACACAGUGGUUAGCGCGCUAGGCUCCUGAUUUAGAGGUUUGGGUUGGGGUUGGGUUUACUUUUGUGUUCUUUAGAAAUCAUAUUUGCUCUGUAUUUUGACACUGAGUCUGCUUACCUAUCGAUUCUUUAAAUUUAGUUUGUUGUAAUUGAAAUUUGUGAAACAGAAAAGAGCACGCCAGGAAUCCCAAGAGACCAGCCUAGUUGAAGACGAAGGUGGAACAGAUGGACGUAAGUGAAGUUAACCUGUAAAAUCAACGGAAAAAUAAUCCUCUUGAUGCAAAGUGUUCUUCUUAAAGGCCGUAGGGAGUCUAUCAUUGAAAUUUAGAAUAAUUGUUACGCAAAAUUUAUGCAGACUUCCUUGUUGGUGAAUUGUCGGAAUAACUGAUGGAGCGCUUGCAGCGCAAGGCCCACUUUCCGGUGCCGUACUCUUGUGAUUGUGCGCUUCCGCAGAGAAUGUGUCAAUAGCAGGAUUAAGAUCCGCAGUUUCGAAUUUUUCAUUAGAUUUUUUAAUUUGGUUCGAGUGCUCCUGCGUCACCGCAGCCUUAUGAUCAAGUGAAGUGUAGUGAACCAACUGCUUCCGUUGUCCCGCAAUCGUGCAGGCGAUGAUUAUACUGAUGUCCUCUGGCUUUUGAUUUUAAGUGUUAAGAACGACUCGUACACGAUAUUUCACUUCUGACACUUCUACACCUUAUGACUGUUCUUACGUUGCUUAUUUACUCGCACUGGAUUAAGAGAAGAGAAUUUGUAACCUUGCGACUUUUGGUUUGACAUUGAAACAACAAAGCAUAUCGGUACACCUUGCAAUCUCUAGGUUAUUCAUGUAAAAACGAGGGACUAUGGAACAGUCGGAACAGUCGUUGAAAACGCGUAAUAAGUGUGCCAGGUAUCUGAAAUCUGUUGUUGUAUUCCUCAGUCCCUCCUCGGCCCACCCGUCCCCCGAAGUUUGACGAGGCAGGAGAGUACGAGAAACUUAAGCAGAAUGCCUUGGAAAAGAGACGCGCUCCAGGUACAAUGUGGUAACAGCAACAUGAAACAUCCGUAGCAGUUUUGUUUGUUUUAAACAGUGUGCCUUUCGUCACCUGCAUUUGCGAUAGUAAAUGGUAUCAGAGAAAUCUUCUAAAGUGUUUAAGUUUCUGGGAAAAUUUAGUUUUCAAGAUGGCAUAUCUGAAAUAAAUAUGAUAUGGAAUAGGUAGUAGAAUAUUAAUUUUGAUUACACUAUGGUGGAUGUAAUAAUUGUAUCAAUGCAUUUUACUUCACAUAUCAAUUUACUUCAAAAAAAAUUGUUUCCGGAAAAACUGUUGUCCUAAUCAACGAUAUGGAUCAAAAUGAAGAUCCUUCCUUAUUACUUGAAACCUACUUCUCAUGUGGAAGGAACUACAAUGACUCAAAAUGUUACGAAGUGGCUCGUUUGAUUAAGAUUUCAAUGAAAUUAGAGUGAUUUUUAGUUGAGUAUCGUAAUUAAUCCAAGAUUGCAUUGAUUUUUCUUAGCUUCCCUCUUUUAUUCAUCUGAAAAUUCACGCUAUCCCCUCUAUCAAUCAGAAACAAAACCAGUCGUGGCGUGGUUAUCUUCGUUUGCUCUCACUUGUGGAAGUUUGCAUGUGAUCACUUUUCCUCUGAUCGUCAGACACACAGUCGAAAAGGGCCUUAAUAUUCCCACAAUUGCCUUUGCAGGAGAACCUAUCCUCGUCCCAGAACUUCAAAUGGCAGCAAAUGUUACCCCAACUGAUCAGGUUACAAGGUAUUGUGGCAUUCUUGGUUUUGAGGAAGUACCCAUCUUUAGAGCAUUUCGUAGUCCACAGUGGUUGACUGUUUAAAGUCUCUUAGUCUUCGUAGGAAGAAUUUGAAAUAGUAAGAAUAGCAAAAAGGGAGCGGAAAGUAUUAGGAACUGACUGUACAUGCUGUAGUUAUUGUUAGGUCUUGCUUUAUUUGUGACUGUUUUUUUAUAUUUUUACUAUUCAGACCUGAGAAACAGAGGCGCACUGAAAUGCAAAACUGGUCUGCAUUCAUUAAGGUUUUGUUCAAUGGCAAAGAGGUGUCGAGGACAAUCGUCAAGUAAGUUGAAUUUUCCACACUUACGUAGUGCACAUGCUACUCUAUGUCAUCAAGCAGUAUGACGAAGAGAAACCUUCAACCAGAAGUUAGCUCGUCAUGGCUUCAAUUCACUCAUGGCUAAAACGAGAGCUAAUGUGGCGAUAGUUUUGAGCUUUGCUUUGUAGUCUUGUCCCCUUCUUUUGAUUUUGUUUUUUAUUGUUGUUGGUGGUGGUGUUAUGUUGAAUAGGAGACUGUCAAAUGACUUUACUAUCCACUUUGGUGAGAUACACAACAUUCAGAUUGUCCAAUGGCCAGAGAACAUCAAACUCCAGGUUAGAAACUUUGUACUUUGUCCAUUGUUUUAAUUGUUUUUUCAGUGCUUUGUCGUUGGGCUUUGAAAGGGGGUUUUUGUAUUUAUUUUUCGUUAAAGAUGCUCUGAGCUAUAGUCAGUAAAUAACACGCGUUUUCAGGGAAUGCGCCUACUGUAGGAGGUAAGACGUUGCAUGAGUAGAAUGACCGCAUUCGGGAUGGCAAAGACUUAGGCCACCUAUAGAGGAACCAUUUGGUUAUUAAAUUUAAAGUGUAAAGGUUUCAAAUUCAGUAGUAAAAAGGAAAGGGAUACGAAACUUAAUCAACCCAACCACUGGCCCUUACUGUACAAAACUUUGCAAGAGAACGACACAAGCUGUUUGAUUAGUUUUGAAAUUUUCAGUUUUGACAAGGAAACCGUUAAGAACAGUAAGCAUUACUAUUAAAAUGGUGAGCACUUCUAUUCAUUUAUCUGUAGUAGAGCAUCAUUGCUCUUGUAAUGUUUUCUUUUGUUCUCAUUUCUUUCUUUUUCUUCAUUUAUUAGUUAAUGGAAUCUGGUAUGCAAAGCAAGCUUGUUGCCGAGUUGUUCUUACCGAUUCCUGAACCGAGUCACAUGUCUGGGAGAGUGGAGCUGGGUUCUUAUGAGUUCAGUAGUGAUCAUCAGGUUUUCUACAAACAUGAAGGUGUUGGAAGUGGUGAGUACAGAACAGUUGCCUCGGAAUAUGCCUCAUCGCUACCGUGCACAAUCGGAGGAUUUCAUUCUCGGGUAUUGUUUAUCACCUCGUGGGAUACGUGUCCUAUUAGUGACUUUCUACACUAAUUUUUCCAUUCAAUAACAGCCACACACUUCUCUCUUCAAAGGUUAGACUUUAGAAGCCAAGUAGCCCAUACCUGCGAGUGGUUAUCCGGCUGUCAGCUGCAUAGGUUGAACAAGAGAAUGUCUACUUCUCCAGGAUGAAGAUGAAUGCUAAGUCCGUCGCAGUGUGGUGCACUCCCCCUUUUCUUCACCCUCCCCCCACCCCCCGUGCCCACUCUUCGCCCCCCUAACAAUUUGUUCGGUUUCUCUGAAAGUUCAUCUGUACCCAAGGUGGGUUUGGAGAAGCACUGCUUGUCUCGCCCAAGAUCACAACACAGACUCAGCCAGGGGUUGAACUUAGGUCGUUUUAUCCAGAGUCUAUCACAGAAGGCGCAAGCCCAUCGCGUCGGUUACACACUGCAUUCGUUUUCUUAUUUCAAAAUUCGCUUGGUCUUUUCCAGGGCAGCCGCUGGACUUCACCUCAAACAAUGCAGCUGAGCCGCAGCCCCCAAUCUAUCUUCUGACCUCUGGUACUGUCUUAGCGAGUGUCAGUUGGGGUGUAGGUAGUGACGGCAAAGCUAUGGCUCCACCCUUACUCACUACAAAACCAUCUUCCAAUUUAAGGUACUGUAGGUCAGAUUUGGUUCCUGCACAGUCUAAUCCAGCUUUUAAUUUGGUGAGGUGAAUGCGCUACCCUGUUUUAUAGUCGAAGGCUUCAGUCAAAAGAGAAACUAAGGCUACUCUUUACUCUCAAUCUCUUUACCUCUUUUUUUUCCCAAUGAGUGAUGAAAUCAAUACUUUUGUAAAGUCCUUAAAAAUGAAAUAAUAAAACAGACAAAACAACAGAUCAAAGAACAAAAUUGACAGACUUAUGAACUUAGUAGAAGGCUUGCUUCACCAGUAAUUUUUCUCUGGCUCAGUCGUAGAUCAUCGGAGCUCGAAAUCCGAAUGUUACGGUUCAAUCCUCGUUUGCGAAUCAUAUUCUCUCUCGUAACAAAACGAAUGACAUAUUUCCCCAUUCAAAGAACGAGCUCAAAAUUUGACAUCUGUGGUGUCCUAUUUACAAAGUUGACGUUUAUCAUUCUGGGUUUUCGCUCGUUUUCGCUUUUAAGUUUGUUUUUAAUGUUAUAAGAGAUUAUCGGUUUGCGAUCUCUUGAUUUUACUCGUAUCUUGUUUUGCUCUUUUAUUUUUCUGCAUAUUCAAUUUAUUUCUUCCCAUCAGUGCCAUGAAGCGGUACGAUGCAUUGGCAGCUUUGGGAGCAGCAGGAAUGGUUGACAUACAAAAUGUAAUCAAAUGGAUUGGUAAGUGGAAGUUGUUGGUAGAAAAAAAGAUUUCUGCUUGUUUUUGACGGUGGUCGAUAGAAACAGCAAGUCUUCAGGGUGUUUUGCUAGAACGGCUGUAAAUUGUAAUUGCUGUCUUGUUAGUGGCGUGAUCUCUCUAGUCCAUAAAGUAAGUUCUUCCUAAUAUCUUUACGGCAGAACUCUCGGCCUUCUGGUAUUUAUGCUCUUCUCUUUCCUUCAGAGCAAUCUCAUCUGGAUCCUAAUGACCCCGCCAAUGCUGAUAUCAUGAACAUUGUCAAGGUAUUUGGUUUAUUUUCUGAAUCGAUCGUUUAGUCCAAUGGUCCGGGUGAGAGUAAUCCUGAGAAAAAGACUUUUGUCGGUAGUUGUCACUGACUUUGAACAAUUACUGGUGAAAGCAAACUACAUUAACCUGUAAUUACAGGUGAAAGCAUACUAAAAAAAUUGACUUUUGUCGGUAGUUGUCACUGACUUUGAACAAUUACUGGUGAAAGCAAACUACAUUAACCUGUUAUUACAGGUGAAAGCAUACUAAAAAAUUGACUUUUGUCGGUAGUUGUCACUGACUUUGACCGAUCACUGGUGAAGGCAAACUAAACCUACGCGAUCUGGGACUGGUUCUAAGGAGUAAUUGAAAAGUGAUCUAGGCAAAAAUGGGUAAAUUAGAGUAACGAGGUUGUAGUGCACUGAAAUGACUGGACUGAAUUAGUUCUAGGUCUAAAACAGAGAUGUUGAUAGCAGAGUUAUGGUUUUGCUUUGGUUCAUAGUACCAAAAAAUAAAAGGAUAUGUUUUCAACGCAAUUUAUUUUCUUUCUUGUACUUCAAUACCUUUUGCAGCUCACUCAGGGAGUACAGGAUGGACCAAAUGCUCCACAGUACUUUCGACUAAACCAGUUGGAGGAAGAGUGUGAAUUUGUCAGUCAAAAGGAGUUUGCAAAGUCUAAGCGAUUCAAGCUUAUUCAACUGAGAGACAAAGGGGUGAGAUGAGCGGCCUUCCAUUGACAGAACGUUCUGUUCAGUUUAGGAUUUAACCCUUUACACUCUAACAUCGGAAUGCAUCUGCUUUAUAUUGUUUGCCAGAUAUUUCCAAUGGCACUGACAAGGAAAGUUUGUUUUACAGUCUUAAUUUAACGUUCAUUUCCUUUCUUUUGAUGACCUUAGUGUGUUAUUCAUGGGUGAUACUGUGAGGAGAAAUGAAGUGCUUGAGCCACUCCUAGGAGUUAAAUGAUUAAAUAGAUUUCCAUUGCUACAACCUCUUCAAAAGAUGUUUGCCGACGAGGUUAAUCCCGUCGGAAGAAUUAGACCAGCUCUUUAAAUAUUUUGAAUUUAGAACGGUUUGUAUGACCUUGAUCGAUCUUAAAUUUCUUUUCAGGUGACCGAGUUCAAGAAUUUCAAAAUGAUCCCAUCACGGGACAGAGAAAUACCCGACAAAGUGUUUGACGUGAGGGUUUUUAUGGUUUUGUUCUCGCUAACUACUGUUUGAAACAUUACAUUUGUUUGGCACCUAAGCCGGAUACCUUUUCGCUGCGCGAAAAUCAAUAAAAUGUGCUAUUUUAUCGUCAAACCGCUUAUAAGUUCGUUGUUUGAAUAGCGAAGCCUAAAAAACGCGGGGGAGGGAGGGGGCGGGAGGAAACGAGGUUUGAAUUGUUCAGUGCGGCCAUUUUGUUGCUCCGUUUCCUUUCUGUCUUUUUGCCCACAUGGUGUUAUGUCUUGUCAUCUUUUGUGCAUUCCAGUGCCCUAGUAUGAUAAAAUGGCGAAAUUUUGGAGUGACAGAGUUACUUCUUAUAUAGGAACAAGCCAUAAACUAACCAAGUAGAUAGUAGAUAGAACAUGGGAAGAUUACAUCAAAAAGGAACGAGGGUGGCUCGAGAUAGAUGCGAUUUACACAGAUUGCAAAUGCCUGUUGAGAAAUCAAAGCUACAUUUGUUUUGAAAUGUUCGAAUGGUGACUCGGCUCAUCUAAGCGCUCUUUUCUUUGUCUUAAAAAGGCUUAUGAAAAAAGAAUGCGGGGCGAGCAGGAGGAAGAAGAAUCUGAAGAUGAAAUAUCAUCGCACAAAACAGUUGUUACCAAGUUUCUUAAUAAGGUACAGUUUCAAUUAGCUUUUUACCGAAAAGGGUCUAUUUUCCUACGCCCAACUCUUUUCACUAUUUAGUCCCUAGACUAUGAAAGCACUCACACCAUUUUUAGACGAUCGAAAUGUAAACAUGAUAACUGUUGCCCACUUUGUUUCUACCCCAAAAAUUAAACAUAAAAAAAGAAUGGAUAAUUAACACAGGCCUUGCCGCGACAGACCAAGAUCGCAGGAUUGAACGCGGACAAACACGGCACAUUUUAUAACUAGCAGAUAAUCGGCACAGAACAACUUCCUCAUGGUCUCUCAAGUUGCUAUCUAAGCGCUUUAGCCAAUGUCAGGGCUGUGUAUUUCGACGAAAACGUCGACUUUGGUAGGCAUUGCCUUAAUUUUUGCUUACAUCUUACAAGAUCCGAAAUGAGGUCACGCAGCGUUCUCUGGUCGCCAAACGGCAGCUCGAACUAAAGGACAUGAUCAUAGAGGACGAAGUGCCGGACAUUGGGUGAGUGUUAUUUUUGGCCACUUUUAGACUCAAUUGGUUUGAAUUACCUGUAGCAGUGCUUGCUCUUAACUUUUGUGUAACUUUUUAAGACAAUUCUUUGUAAGAUACGAAUUAUUAAAAAUUUAGUUUCAGAAGUUUUUAAGACCUUGUGAUUUAGCUUUUUUUCCACACAAUUGCAUUUUGAUCAUUUAAACCUUAAACUUAUUGUCAUUGGCUUAAUGUCUGUAUAAAAGAGAUGCGACGAAUGAAUAGUCUCUAAAUUUUCACAUCUCCGUUCUAACAAUUAAAACCCUUCACUUAUGUUACAAAACAAACCGUAACUCCACAGGAUUCUAGAUAAUCUUUCAGUCGUUGCUUUAUAUUUUUUCAGUGAGAUCGGAGUUCGCCUUGGACAGUUCUUCGCUCCCAGACGGCCGCUUCGUCCUGUCCGUAAGGAAAGAAAAGUAGUAGGAGCUCAGGUAGUUGGCAACCAUAAAAUUCCCCUUCAACCUUACCGCACCGCAUCACAGACGCCAUUGUUUUAAGAGCCUCUUCGAACCUACUUUCAGGCAUCACUUGCUAAGUUGCUAACCGUUUGAACAAAACUUUACCGUCAAGCUGCCCUCAUGGCAUCCGAUCGAGUUAACGAAAAAUCUCCUCAUUCAUCUAAUUGAGUUAUUUUUGCAGCAGUCAUUACGAUAAUACAUUGUGCACGAACACUCCAACAACCCACAAUCCUUUACUGCGCUGCUCCAACGAAAGGCCAACAUCAACUUCUCAAAAUUUCCUUUGGCGGCUAAUCUAUCUUUAUUAAAUUCUAAUUGAUUAUCAACAAAGCAUUUCAUUUUUCUCGUUAGAAACUAAUAACUUUGCUUCUUCUCAGAAUCUGACUGUCAGUGAUGUUAAAGUAUUUAUAAACGUUGUGCGUGCUUUGGAUAUCCCUGUCCGGGAUGAUGUGCAGCCGGCAGGGUAGGUGUUGGUAAUGAUAGAAAUUAAUGAUUGAUGAUUUUUAGGGGGAAGGAAAGGUUCUGUUAUUUACCUUUAGGUGCACAAAAUGAGAGUAGCAAACCAGUCCUACUUUAAGAAAUACUAUGAUCCCUCAGUUCUCGAUCCCACUGCCGUCUGUCGUGUUCUCCAAAAGGGGAUGUGUUAUAACAGAAAAUAUCUUUAUCACUCUCGCGUAUGAUGUUUGCUACAAUGCCCCCGACCAACUCUUUAAAAUUCCUGUUUUCCUUCAUAUUUUAUUGAAAAAGUUUGUUUUUCUUAACUCCCUUCCCAUGGGAACGUCUUGAGCUGCAACUGCACAACGUUGACGAGACUUUUCCUCUUCCUGAAACAGUGGUUCUUUAGGAGCCGGAGCUCGUUUUGGCGCUGGAGGCUCAUUACGCGCUGGGGCCCCUAAUAUGUUUUCAGGAAGUGGUCCUGGUUAUGGAGGGGCUCCUCCAAGUGGUCCUCAGGGAGCCCCCCGAACGACAAGUGACCCGUGGGGGAAGGUAAUGUUAAAUCAAACAUUUCUCCCGUUACUCAAAUGUAACGUUGCAUUGUGUCACGUGGUUGUUGUAAGCCAUCAUUUGAAAACGACAGCUACUCUGCACUACGGCGGCCUGUAAAUUCUGUUCUAAAUGAAAGAAAAACGAUGUAUUUUGGCAAAGAAGGAAUAACAUGGAUCCAAACCUUUAACUACGGAUCCAAACUUCUCGGCUCGGGUAAAUAGCUAUAACGAUGAGUGCAAAGUUCUAACUACAGAUGCAAAGUUUAAACUACGGAUGCAAAGUUUUAACUAAAGAUACAAAGUUCUAACUACAGAUCCAAAGUUAUAGCUACGGGUGCAAUGUUAUAACACGGAUCAGAAAAUAACACCAUGCUGAUCCAAAGACAUCGAUUCGGAUCCAAAGAUAACGAUUCGUAUUCAAAGUUAUAACUGAGGAUCCAAAGUUGUUAUAGAGAAAUUUGGGUCGUAGUUGUAACUUUGGUUCCGUGAAUAUACCUAGGGAUUUGUAAAUGUAUCGUUUUGUUGUUGACCAUAAUGUCUUCAAGAGUGUUUCUACGUAACAGACCACAGAAUUGGGUGCCAUCUCACACGAAGUAAGAUUCAAACAUUUAGUGGGUUACUUAAAGAUUGUACAAUGAGCGCGAAGUGUAUUUUGUAAAUGAAUCCUGGUUAUGCUUUAAUCUUUGACAGCCGCAAGUCCGUCCCUUCGUGGAGGCAGUGUUUCAGGGACAAUUUGCUAGUACUUCAGUAGCUGAUGGUCCCAAUCCAAGCUGGAAUGAGGAGCUUAUGAUACCCUUCAAGUAAGUUUGAAAGUUUCUUAAAUCCUCUGCACCUGGUUCAACUUGUACAGCCGUGUUAGUCGUAGAUUGUUAAGUUUAGAAGACAACAUUUCAACCUUUUUCCUUCAGCAGAAAUUUCCUUCAAUAUGCUUCUAAGGCUAACUGACAUUUUCAAAGGUUUGUCCAGAUAAAGUUGGCCUCACUGAUAUGUUUUUCAUUUUGUUCCUUUUUUGCAGAGCUCCUAACAAUGACUACUCGCCUGAGAAUCUUCAAACCGUCAACGAUGUGGUUUAUCUUAAUCUGUUCGAUGAAGUCGUAUUCAACAUUUUACAAGUUAGAAAUCAGUUUUGCACCACAGCUUGUUUCAUGAAUUUUACGCGGUUAUUUACCUGCUUGUUUUUCCUUGGCUUUUAUCUUUUACCUUCUUGAUUCACUUGCUUCGUUGUGUUCCCCCGCUCUAGGAUGAUCGCCAACAAUCCACGAAUAUUCAUCAACGACUUGAGCGCCACUGGCUGGGAAGUGUUGAGAUUCCUUUCUCGACAAUUUAUUUCAAUAAUAAGGUAUUGUGGCCAUUGUACAAUCACUUUUACGGGCACCCUCUUUUGUCUUCAUCGAGAAAUAUCAUUGGCAACGUAAGUGAAGAUGAUCUCUUUUAAGCCCGACAAUCGCAUGAAAGGCGAAUAUUUUAAGUCUGUGGUAUAGACUUAUGUAGUAAAAAUAAUAGUUCAAAUUCCUGUAAGAGAAGUUAGACUUGUAACCUUCCGAUUAGUGAGAUAAGUUGGUUUUAUCAAAUGAGUUGGUAAUGUAAAUUCGCCACCGUAAAGAAUUUCUAAACCUGACUUUUCGAUCGUUAGCCCUUCGUCAGAGCGAAUAGAGGAGUUGUGGGUUGUGUGUGUGUUUAUAUGCAGAAAAUGGAGCUACGGUAUGGGCGGGAACAUGGUAACGAGAAAAAACAAGGAUAAAUUAGUAGAAUGAAAAGCGUUUGUCGAUACCGCGGGUACUAAGAGUGCCAAUUUGCAAGGUAAAUUUUUGCUCUAGAGUUUUCCUACUAGUAGUUCGACUGCUCAACCACUGAGAUAGAGGAUUCUCCCGGUAUCUACUGACGCCAUGUAAACGAGUAGCUUUUUAAGGGUCUACACUAAAUUACCACAAGUCAACUUAAGCUCAGUGAUUACACAUCCAGAUUACUAUUUAAAAGUGAUAUAACGCUCGACCAUUGAGUUUCUUACUGUUUGGUUUUCACUGAAAGUUUACGCAAAAAGUUACUUCCAAAGGUCAACACUACGUGGAACCUAUGAGAACUGAGAACUUAAACGGCCACUCUAACGCUACGGUAGAUAACUGAUCGUGAUGGGAAGAGUGGGAAUUACCUAUAUUAAUAGCUGUCUAAUAUCUGUCAAUUCUACAUUUCAGGUAGAGGGCACCUUUCGUGUGAAUACUCCCCCAGUCCUCCUCGGUUAUCACAAGCGGGGACGUCAUUCAGGGGCACCAGCGGACUUGGGUAUUAUAUCCAGAAAUGACACUUUGCUGACACUGUUUGUGACAGUAGAACCGCCACUACAACCUUCACAACCUAUGGCUGAAAGGGUAAAAUAUGCGACCGCUUGGUGACUCUCCUUUUGACUUGCUAAACCAACCUUUUAAUUUGUUUGUUUGUUUGUCUGUAUGUUUUCUUCUUUAGUUUGAAAGCAACGAGGAUGAUAAACUUUUACAUAACGCUCAGUUGUGGCUUGAGGGCCUGAGGAAAAAGUUUCCAAAAAGAGAAUUCAAGGUUUGAUCUUGAAAGUGACACGCCUUCUUUCCGUUUUUUUUUCCAAAUAUCUGUCUCGAAUGUUAUUUAUAGAGGUUUUUAUUUUUUAUUUUCGUCAUUUUUGUUUUCAGCUUCAAAGGUAUCAUCACCUUACCAACUGAUUUCUUUUUAUUUAUAUUUUACACAUCUUGAUUGAGUGGAAAGACCGGAUGAGAGCCAAAUAUUUCCUCGUUCGGUUCGAUUAUUUCGCAUCUAAUCAUACGACCACUACGCUUGCUUUACCAUCCUUACCUAUCUCUGCUUUCUUUUGGUAGAGCCCCAUACGCAGAGCCGUGCGGCUUUCCCCCCCCCCCCCCCUCUCCACCUUUGCGACCUCGCUUGCUGCCUCUAAACGAGGAUUUUUUUCCCAAUGUUUAUCAACACGACACUCUCAAGUUGACAGGGUGUUUUACUUUAAUCAUUCAUUUGCUCGAUGUACCGAAAUUGUGAAGGGAAGUUACACGUAAAUCAGUUAGAGGUCGCUCUAUUUCACAGGCACUGGCAACUAACCUGGCAGGCAAGAAAGUGUUUUUGACCCGGUACAUCAGAUCGCAGAAUCCCCCUGAUGAGCUCCUUGAAGAAACACAGUACAAAAUGGUGAGGGUAAAAUAAAAUGUUGUUUAAUUCCCUUUUAAAUUGCUGUUCACGUAGGAAAUGUAAGUUGAACAAAGAGCGACCUCUCAAGUGUAGCCACGCGACAGCGUAGAAUGUGUGUAUAAGCUAAUUUCUAGCGCGCUUAUGGAGAUCUUUGUCGCAAAAACCGAGCACAAGUUGCUUUCAGUGUGGCAAGAACAAGACUCCAAUUUUAGCAACUCUUUUGUGUUUUCAGGAACGUAUUGCUCGUUUCGUUUCCAUGAUUCCCUUUGUAUCUGACUCUGCUGCGUUUCCGGAUCUUUGCGAUAUCUGGUCCACAUCCGAGGUAGGUACAACGCCUAAAAAGGAACAAGCUGUAGGCAAUGGCAGCCAGAAUAAAAAGGUGUCUUUUCUCUUUAAUUUGUGGUAGGAAUUCCUUCGAAUGUUGGCAGGGGACGAGGAGGAACAUGCUGUCCUACUCUGUAAUUAUUUCUUACAUAUUGGCAAGAGAGCUUACGUUGUUCUCGGAAGAGGAAUACCUGAAGGUUUGUAUACAAUAGAUCACUAAAAUAUCACUAUGGACCGGGUUUUUAAAAAAAGACCUAGCGAAUAUAACGGAUCAAUCAGUGUUAAUAUUUGACUUAGUUUAUGGCUUUGCAUAAAAUUUUUCUGGUUUUGUUUUAGUUUCCUGCAAUUUUCUCACACUACUUGACGAGGAAAUAGCCCAAGACUUAAGCCCUAAAAUAUGCCUUUGAUGGAGAAGUGAUCAAAACUUGGUAUUACUUUUGUCCUAGGAUAAGCCUUAACCGUCUUCUAAACCAACAGCCAUUGUCAUGCCUCUUAUCUGUUGAACAUGCGUUCGCUUUAAUCGUCUGUGGGCUCAAUUUCUUAACUUAAGCUCUUUUCCAGGCUCCACGGCUUAUGUGCUGACGUUGGAUGGAUCCCCUCUGUUGUGGAACGCUCACACGGGACAUAAAUACGAUGUACAGGAUACAAAUUGCCCGUUAAAGAGCAUUGGUUGUGUCUUUAAUCACGAAAAUGUACGUUUACUAGUACAAGGGAGUUAUUUUAUAAGAUUACUCCUUAUACUUAAUAGGGAGUUCCAUGGUUUGCUUGUACUUACCACAGAAGAACACUUACAUUUUAGUGGAGUACUGAUUCAUGUUUUUGUUUUCUCUUUCUAUGAGUCUUGUACGUGUCUUCGAAUCGUCUCUUGCUUCAAUUUGGAAAGCGAAGUCUUAUAGAAGCUAAAUUGCUCAUAAUAGCAACGUCCCUUUUUUAACGUACUGGCUGAAAGUGAAUUGUUAGCUUAUCAGAUCCUAGAACUGAUUCUUAAUUCAUUUUGUUUCAUUUUUUCCCUUUGUUAGAUCUGGGCUAAUAUCCAGGUGUCCGAAGAGCCGUAUCGACUGAUGUUUGACCUAACAAAGACCAACUCGUGGCAGCCUUUCUUUACAAAGUCGUAUCCAAGGCCGGGGUUACUAAGUAACCAGGUAGAAACCUCUUGAGGACAUUUUAAGAGCAGUUUGCAGUUGUCUGUUGAAGUAAUUCUGGAUUGCUAUGGUUUUUCUUUACUUCUUGCGUUUGAUUGGUCAAGAAAACUGGCGCCACUCCCUCAAACAAUCAAACGCAAGAUUUCAAACAACUCAUCGUGACGGGGUCACUCGUGUUUUCCCGUGCUUCAAGUAAUGCGCUUCUUUAUACCUCAGCUGUCAUGGCAAUAUUGAGAUAUUUUUCCUUUUUUUGUGAUUUGCUCUUGUGAUUACUCGGAUUUUGGUUUAACUUCACUCAUCAAAAAGCACUCUUACUGUAACCUUCGAUACUUAUACAAACUCUGAGAGACCAGAGGGCGGAGUGAAUACCAGUGAAACCAAACUGAUACAGUAUACAGUUUUGUUAGAGAGGUAGAGGGAAAAAAACAAUCUCGAGUUUUAGCUCACCUAAACUUCAACUAAUCACAAAAGAAUGUAUAAAGGGAGUAAGUUUCUAAAAAAACUGUGGUGCUGCGUUGGUAGGAGAGUAUAAAGAGGUAGUUUAGUGGAAACAACUGAGCUGAAAACGUAAAUUGGCCACCAUAUAGAGUCUAAAGGCUGACGUUUCGAGCGUUAGCCCUUCGUCAGAGCGAUUAACGAUGGGCUAACGCUCGAAACGUCAGCCUUUUAACUCUUUACGGUGACCAAUUUACGACGCUUUUCAACUCAGUUGUUAAUUAAAAGAAUAUAGUCUUCUUUGUUUUUGUUGGUAGCGUUGAGCAGAGGACUACCCGUGAUUAUUUAUUCGAUCAAGCAGAAUAUCGUUGUGUUUGUUUCCUUCCUCAGAGGGAAAUCCUUGAUUACAAGCGUGUGGACCAGGAGUAUGUUACUGGACUUCAAGAAAAGUACGUACUCUAUCCGUUUAAAAAAGACUGAAAUAAAAACACCGGAACAUGUAUUUGCAAACCGUUCUCCGAUUAAAUUCUGAAGAUAGUCUUCACUAUGAUGGCCGACACGGUAUCAUGACACAUAAUUUAGAUUACGUUCUUUCUUCGCUUUUUUCAGGAUUGAAAAGAUGUUGCGAGAGAAAAUUAUGUCUUGGAGACCUCGCUUUGUCACCCGAUGGAACAGGUAACGACUGCGUUAAAUGUUUCACUGUGUUAUUUUUUGCGUGGGAACUGACAACUGGCAGCCACUGGUCUAAAAGCCUCUGUUUCUCGUCAUCUGGCAGCCUUAUGGAGAUUUUUCUUUCGGAUUGUGUGUGAAAACAUAGAAUGAUAUAUUUAUUUUUCCAACAAGAUGUGGAAAAGUAAAAGAUAUUCUCAUUGGGAUUAUUCGAAGCUUAUUAUCUUAACCUCAGUAAUUGAAUUCUCCAAAGAAACAUCAUGCUAGGUUUAGAUUUGGAAUGAUAUUCGUGUUUCUUUGCCAGAUAUUGCACACAAGCAUUCAGGAGUCUUUUAGCCAGGUAAAAAGGAGUUAAUUUAACAUACAGCAGAAUUAUGCUAUUGCACGUUACGAAAGCAAUGAACUUAUUGCCUCAUCUAAGACCUCGUCCACACUAAUGCGUUUUCAAAACGCUCCGUUUUCGUCAUAUUAUAAACGCAUCGUUUUCUAUGCAUCCACACUAGCGUUUUCAUCGCGUAUUUGACUGUCCGCACUAAAACAUUCCAAAACGCAUAUUUGACUUGAAGUAACGUACCCGUUAAUCUGCGCAUGCCUGUUCGUCCUGUUCGAAUCCAAAAUCUUCUCAGUCUUUGAUAUGGCUUACUUGCCUGAGUCUUGCGUUGCGAACCAUUGGAGAGAACCAAUGCUCUUAGAAUAAAUAUUCCUCUUCGAAAAGUUAUCAGCGAAAGGGUAAAUAACGCAAUAUUAAGGUCCGAACGAGCGAUUAAACAGGUCAAUAAUAUCAAAAAUAUAUUUGCUCGUCCGGCAUAUUUGUUUUAAUUUUAGACGAGAAGCCCGGAAAAGAGGUUGCACGACGCUUUGACGUCAUCCAACGUCGUAGUUUUGAAAAGGCUCCGUUUUCGACCGUCCACACUAAAGCGAUAUGCCUGCCUUUUCAAAUGUCUCCACUUUUGAGAGCGUUUUCAAAUCAGUUCGUCUUCAUUUGGAAACGCAUCCGUUUUCGAGCGUUUUUCUCUAUCCUUCCCAUUUAUUAAUUUUAAAAAGCCGUUUCAUAACAUGACCACGCGCAGAUACGAAUUUUUUCUUCGAGUGUUGAUGAACCCGGUUUCUUUGACACUUUUCAUUUGUGAGUUUGUGAAUGGUGCGUUCACUGCGCACGUUGAAGAUAUUAUGUUUUGAAACAGAAGAAGCUAGGGUAUUUCAUCAAUGUAUACAAAAUAGAAACCGUUUGGUUUUAAGUCCCGACCACUUUUCAGUAUAUUAGCAGAAAUGACAGAUUUUGGGUCUCUCUGUGGUAUAUACUAAAACAGUUUUAACCUCGGUGUCGGUGAAAAUGAUAGAUGUUAACCUCGCAUAUUUACUUUUCACAUCCACUUCGGUGAAUUAUUUAUAGUUGUUUUAACAGUGUUGUAUGUUUUUUUGUGUUCAGCAUGGAACAGAGUGUCAGUAACACUGCUAAUGUAAAUCAUGCGGCUGAGCUGGACCAAAUCCUCGCCUCUUACAAGGUGCGUCGGCUUAGGUAUCUUAAUGAACGUCCUCGCGUAAACACAGAGUUUAAAAAUAGGAUAGAAUUAUGUUAAGAUAAGGCACUCCAGCUUUAUUAGAAUCAUCGAGAGGUAGCCCGCUGUUACUUUUCCUUUUAAGGUGAACCAGGUACAUGUACCGGAUCAAUAUCAGUACCUGGGCAACUGCCCACCUACCCCUCCCCUAACCCAACAUUAACCCUAACUUGUUAUUAAUUGACUGUGAUCAUGAUCAUGAUCACUCUUUGAAUAUGUCAACUGGCAAGAAGGUGAUGAGAAUUGACGAACCUAUCAGUUGUCUUAAGAUAACAUCAAGCUAUCUUGACCAAGUUUUUGACAGACGUAGGGAAUCACUGUAUUGACUCAAGUGUUUUGAUUCCAUUCAGUUGUCUGGCUUUCCCAUCAACAUGUCCUUUACCGACAUGCCUCCGGUAUCGGAAGCGGUGUUCAGCACUGGCGUGCACUCAAUAGAGGACCCGGAUGUAGAAUUCGCUUUGGCUGUACACAUUCACCCCUACCCCCAGGGGGUGUUUUCGCUGUGGAUUUAUGUGGGAACCUUAAGAAGAAAAGCUGGUUAUUAAACGUGGCCACGCACCUUGUUCCUCUUCC